Messenger RNA from Daldinia decipiens, 1571 nucleotides. RefSeq names its product RTA1 like protein-domain-containing protein. The record is from RefSeq and is a predicted model, not a curated record. Lineage: Eukaryota; Fungi; Ascomycota; Sordariomycetes; Xylariales; Hypoxylaceae. The transcript has 4 exons. Gene Ontology annotation, cellular component: plasma membrane; fungal-type vacuole. The coding region runs from base 429 to 1379 and encodes 316 amino acids.
AUGAAAUCACUUAGCGAUAACCCUUCUGAAGAGGCUACGCCAAGUUCACACUACGGGUUCUGGCUUUCCUGGAAUAUACGGCGGGAUUGCCACGCGGCCUGCUGUUAGAAGAAAUAACAAUGAUGUUUCAGCUCUUGGGAGAUAUAUGAUAGAGAGGGUCAAUAUCAGAUAUAUUUAUAGGUCCAAAUCGUCUUACGCCUUAUUUUUGACUACCUCCGUUCAUAGUUUCUUCUAUAUAUACCAUUCGACUCUUAGGUUGCUGUAUGUCCGCGGUUCAGAACUAUCCCCUACACUCCUUACAUGUCUGCUUUACCUGCCUUCGUGUUCAAGCUAUCCCCGAUAAUUUCCAAACUUUCCACCCAGACCGUACCACAUCACUUAUUAGCAAAGAGUAUACUCGAAUAAAGCUACCAGGAAACUGAAGAAAUAUGUCGACAGGUCUCCCACCAGGCGUACCGCCAUACACCAAGGUCUUCGGGCCUAGUGGCAACUGUACUCUAGAAAUAUGCCCCGUGGAGAUAAGCGUGUAUGGCUACGCGCCUAGUCUCGCUGCCAACACCGUCUUCCUAUGUCUCUACCUCCUUUCUGCAUGCAUACAUGUCUACCUUGGGAUUCGAUGGAAGAGUUGGUUCUUCAUGGGAUGUAUGGUUCUCGGCGCCGUCAAUGCCACUUUGGGAUACGCAGCUCGGAUUUCCAUGCAUUAUAACCCGUUCAACUUUGCGGCUUUUAUGAUUCAAAUCAUUUGUGUUACCAGUGGUCCGGUCUAUUAUUCAGCUGCCAUAUAUGUGACACUUGCAGCGGCCAUCAAAGAUUUCUCUCCUUCGCUUUCCCGCUUCAGACCUGACCUUUUCUACUGGGUCUUCAUUCCAUCCGAUCUCGUCUGUUUGAUAUUCCAAGCGGCCGGAGGUGGUCUAUCCACCGCAUCUUCAGGCACGAGUGAGAUUGGGGUAGACAUGGCGCUUGUUGGCCUUAGUUUGCAAGUGGCUAUGCUGGUGAUCUUCUGCGGCCUCUUUGGAGAUUACUUAAUCCGCUACUUCCGAUCUACACAAUACCAAGCAGACCUAGGAAGAAACAUAUCCGGCUUGGAUUUUGGGACUAGACUGAAGGUCUUCUUCGGCUUUAUGACUUUGGCCAUAAUGCUGAUUUUAGUUCGAUGCACGUACCGGCUUGUUGAAUUGCGUGAUGGGUAUAAGGGCGAGCUUAUUCGUGACGAGCCUUUGUUUAUAGGCUUAGAAGGAGUGCUAGUUGUUUUUGCCGUAUAUUGCCUCAUGAUUGCUCAUCCCGGAUUUAUCUUCAAGAAAAGCCAGCAGAAUUUGUUAAAUGUAUCUAGUUCGGAUGGAUACGAGUUUCAAAAGGUCCCUUCUCAAACGCCCGCAUGAGCAUAACCGAUGCUUUCAACCGCGAGGCUCGAAGUUUAGACGAGGCAUACCAUCUGCCAGUGCCUUAAGAGUCGCGUCAAACCCCGGCUCUUGAUAUUUAUUUCUAUAGAUCAUGUAGUCUUUAUAUGCCCAGUUCUUUUUAUGUUAUCUCUGGUUCCAUUCAAAUGUCACUUUUAAUAAAAUCAAAUUCGC